CUUUUUUUCUUCUCUGUGAGAUUUGAUAACCUUGAUUAUGAUUUUCUAUUCUCUUGAUCAUGAUUAAGAGUAUUUGAAGAAACCCUGUGAGUGUUGAUUCUUUUUCCCUGUGUUAUAUUUGAUUGUGUGUCUCAUCAUCAUUUUCUUCAUCUUCUGUUUCUUUUUCUUCUUCUCUUUUCAUCAUCAUCAUCAUCAUCUCUCUCUCUCUCUCUCUUGUGUGUGUGCGUGAAAGUUAAUGAGUAUUUAUACAUUAUGAUGGUUAACAUUAACUCACUUUAAUCACUCGACUCACUCAAUUUAUCUUCAUGUUCUCUUCCUCACUUCUCUCUCUCUCUCUCUCACUGUGUUUCUCUAUCUUCCAGUGUCUAGUUUCAUCUGUAUCAUUAUAAUCAUCCAACUUUAAAUGUAAUCGUCAUAAUCAUAAUAUGAUGUUGACGUUCUGUUCCAAGUAGGCGACAUCUCAACAUUUUGCUCUCUCUCUCUCUUUUUUUCUCUCUCUUCUCUCUCAUUCUUUUCUAUUAUCAUCAUUUAUUAACACCAUCAUCUACAGUGAACAUCAAAUAUUACAUCUUCCACUUUAAUCCUCAUACACCAGCGACAACAAAAUCAAUUCAUCCUUGGCAUAAUCUCAAUCUUCAUCAUCAUAAUCAAUUUUUUGUUCUCUCUUUCCCUCUCACAAAUUCUUAUAAUUGUUUUCAUUUUCUUCUUCUUUUCUUUUUCUGACAUUUGUGACACUUUUUUGUUUCUCUUUUUUGUUUUUUUUUCUGCUUGGAGAGCAAAAAUUUUACUUUUCAACCUUAAAUUGAGCCUGAAUUUAAUCAUGAUCAGCUCACGUUAAAUUCAACAACAAAAAGAAUUUAAAAAAAGACCAACUGAUAAUCUACCUAAGCUUUUACCUUCAAUUGACUCAUUCUCAAUACCUUUUGUGAUCAAAUUAAUUGUUUUUGGAUUUUUACCUAAUACAAAUUGAGUCUAAAUCCAAUUUAGUGAAUAUCAAUUCAAUCACAAUUGUGCCUUUUCUCAUCUCAAAUUAUCUCAAAUCUUUUGUGAUCUAUUUUAUGCUUACCUUUGCAUGAAAUUAAGUUCAAUUGUAACUACUGUUGAUUGUCCUUUAGUUUUCUCCACAAUUAACUACAACAGUUUAAACGUUCAGUAUUUUGAUACUUAAAUUGUGCUAAAUUACAAGCUGAUUUAAUUGUAACCUGAUUGAUUAUGGUGAUGAAAAUGAAAACAAACCUUAUCGAUUCACAAUUAAUAAAUCACUUGGCCUCGUGUUAAAUUACAUCUAAUAGGAUUGAUCCAAUUCAUUGACAUCAUUUAUCCAAUCAAAUUGUAAACAAAUCAUUAUUCAGGAACCAGUGAUUAAUAAGCAAAUCAAUUAUUAUAAAUAUUAAUCAUCAUAAUCAUUCAACAAUUAACAUAACAUCAACAACAACAACAACAACCUUUAAAUGAAAUACAUUGGAAUCAAAUUCUGGCGAUCUGAUCGCAAAUUGAAAAAAGAUGAGGCUCUCAACGUUAAAAGGAUGCCCCGUGUUGAUCUGCAACCAGAGGACCGACGACGUCGAUCAAAAUCAGUUGAUAAGGAUGACAACAUGAAGACUCAUCAACGUGAAAAACGCAAAGUUCGUAUAUUAAAGGCAGCAACCAUGGAUCAUAUAAUUGAAUAUAUUUUACUAUUAACUCCACACCAACGGGAAUUAAAUUUAUCAUCAACAAUUCAUCAAUGUACUUCCUUAAUGGAAGAAGGUCGAAGCGAUGUAACCCAUAUAAUGCAUGUUAUUUUUUGUACUUAUCGUAAAUACUGUUCACCCCAAGAAGUUUUUACAAUUCUGGUAAAACAUUCACGAAAAGCAUCACCUCAACAAUUACGAUUCGUACUUCAUUAUUGGUUAAGAUAUUAUCCGGAAGAUUUUCUUUCUCCAUUGGAAAUGGAUUCACCUGAUAUAAUAACAGAAGCAAAUGAUAAUAUUGAUUUAAUUACUGUUAGUUUGCCCAUUGAUGAUUCUUUAUCAUCUCCUUCCGCAAAUUCUACAAUUAAUGGAAAUACUUCCUCCUUAGAAGGUAAUUGUAUUUUAACAGCAAUUAACAACAAAAACAAUUACAACAGCAAAAACAUUAACAAUGAAAUUGAUGGUAAAGUCAACGAUGAAAUAACGAAACAUGAAACAUGCCCAUCAACUAAUAACCAAAGUAAAUCCCCGAGAAGUUCAUCAAUCUCUCAAUUAAAACCAACGCCAGUAUUUAACUCAACAACAUCAUCAACAACUCAAUUGUCAAACCAAAAAACUUUAUUUGAUCUUUUAUUACUUCUUCCUUGUAUUGAUGAUACUCUUUACCGAAAGGCUCAUUUAUUUGUUGAACAAAGUAAAUUUGAUCAGACUGAUCAAACUUCAAAUUCUCGUCAUAAUUCUAUCAACAAAUCUCCUGCUUAUUGCAUCAUUGAUUUGGACACUAAAUUUGUCGCUCAACAAUUGACCGCUAUUGAUCUGGAAAACUUUUUAUCUUUAAAACCUUACACUCUAUUGAAUGGCCAUCGACAAAAUCCUCGAGUUCAAAAUAUGAUUAAAAAUUUCAAUCUAUUAUCUAAACAUGUUGUUAUUACAAUUCUAAAAGCACAUUCUCCUGAUCUAGUCACAACUCAUUGGAUUAACAUUGCCCAACAAUUGAGGAAAAUGAAAAAUUUUAAUUCACUUAAAGCCGUAAUUGCUGGAUUAAGUAAUGAAUCAAUAUUCCGUUUAAAACAAACAGUUUGGUCUAAAAUUAAUAAAACAAUUGAAUCAACAUUUAAACAAUUAUCAACAAUUGUUGAUGAUGUUGACAAUCAAACUUUAUUGAGACAAACACAACUGGAAAUUGAAGGAACUGCUAAAGUUAGCUUCGAGGAAGAGUCAUUUGGUACAAUACCUUAUCUGGGAACUUUCCUCACUGAUUUAACCUUCAUCGACACAAAAUUAACUAAUUACAUCGAGAAUCCCAAAGAAGGAGGCAAAAGACUAAUUAAUCUGGAAAAAUGUUGCAAACAAUUUGAAAUACUUACCCAAAUCCGAUUACUCCAGCAAAACAUCAAGGCCUCAUUAUUUGCUCUCUAUCAAUCUCAACAAUUAAGUGGCUUCACUGAAUUACCUCCUUUCUACAGUAAUACUAAUGUACCUCGAAUUGUUGUUGCUCGAUUAUUUCGAUCAUGGUUCAAUGACUCAUUAAUUUCAAGUAUGUCAGAUAACGAUUGUUACAAAUUAUCUUUGGCCAUAGAAGCUCCAAUAAAUCAACGAAAGUGAAUCAACUAAUUUUUCCUUCGAAUCAACUCAAUCUAAAUUCGAAAUUGAAUCUUCUCAAAGUAUCUAAAUUAACCAAAAACCAUCAAUUCUUUCCGUCUCCAUCAUCAACCACCUUCAUCUUAUCAAUCAUCACAAUUAACUCGAAAAAUUAUCCAACAAAAUCAAUCAUAACUCAUCAUUUUCAUCUGUAUCAUAAUUUAUAUCAAGACAAUUUCAAUUGUUGGUUGAAAAAUCGUAUCAUCUAUUUUGAAUCAAUGAAACUUGAUAAUAGUUUCCGAGAGUCUUUCAAAUUAUAUAAUUUAUUUAUUUAGUUAAUCAAUUAAUCAGUGAACAAAAAGAUACACACCUUAACAAUUAAUCCAACAAACUUUUGAUGGAUAUAAACUGUUAUUUUUUUUUUGCUUCAGAAAGAAAAAUCAAUAACAAUGAUAAUUAAAAAGUGAUUUAAUUUUUAAUCACCAAUGAUUUAAAUUACAAUAUGAUAUUCUAAUUGUCAUAUUUAUCAAAGGAAUCACCAUAUGAGAAGACUAAUUAACAAUAUGUAAAUUGCUUAAUCAUCAUCAUCGUCACCAAUCUUGAUAUCACGAGAAAAACACUGUUAAUCAGUUAAACAGUAGGAAAACCUUGAACAAUUAAUUAAUCAUACAUUGAACAGACUAAUUUACUUGAUUACAUACAAUUAAAAGAGAAAGUAAUAGGAAUGGAAAUCAAACAUUAUCAAUAAAUUAAUUUGUAACAAUUUAAUCAACAGUCAAAAAGGGAGAAACCAUUGGAAAUUAAUUAUCUCCAUUAACAUAAAUUGACGUAAUAAUUAUCAUUGACCUCGUGGCUGAAUUAAUUGUCGUCAAACGAAAGUAACAAUUGUUACAAUUAUUCAUCUAUUUUUUGAAUUUUUCUUUGAAUUUUGUUAACUUAUUUUUCAUAAGAUGUUUUUGGAUCAAACCUCGAACGGUCAUGAAUGGAACACCGAAACCCGUCGAUUCAAGAUUCCGCUUCUCCUCAUGCGAUAAAAGUACAAAUCUCCACACGGAAAAUGUAACAAAAAGGAUAAAACCACAGAUGAAAACGAACAGAAUUUCGAGUAAAUAUUUAGAGAUCGAAAAUGGUAAACCAGUGUUCGCUUUACCCGUUCCAAGAGGGAACUCAUGCCGAUCCAUUACAAUUGAACAGUUCAAAGUUUUCUUAUAUAUUUGAUUAAGAUCAAAUUGGAAUGUUAAAUGGUCGAGCAAACGAUUUACAUUUGAAACCAUUCUUUCCCCACUUUCAUCACUCAAAUCGACACAAAAUACUUUUGGCCUUAGAUAAAAAUCUCCGUUCGAUUGGAUGAAAAACUUAUUAUACUCUGAAUUCCAAGUGAAUCCAUUGAAUGUUGGAACUUGAUAAACUAACAAUCGCUUAUUGAUAAUUGAUUGUGGUAAAUUGUGAGAAUACAAAGUGAAAUCAGCAGCCCAACGACCAAAUUCACUUGGUACUUUAGGUAAACACUCAUCUCGAAAUGAAGGUUUAGAACAGUUCAAACUACUCGAAUCUACAAUGGUACAAUUAAUAAUAAGUGAACAGUUUAACCUCAAUUCUUCAUCAACCAAUUUGGAUCGAUUAAAGUAAACUAAAACAUAAGGUUGAUAUAAAGCGUUAAAAUUAGUACCAGUAAAACUGAUUCCGUGUUCAAUUGAAUCGUACACCGAUAACGACGGUCGAGUUACUACAAAUGUCGGAGUCUCGAACAUAGUUAUGUUCGUUGUGAGGUUUCGAUUUGAACAUAUUGAUUGAUCCUCGCAAAUUCUAGUCACUAAUCGGAGUAAAUUGUCUUGGGAAUAAUCGUAGUCCCGCCAUGGACAUUGUAAAUAAUCUGGACGUUCAAUUGAAUUACGAUCGUGACACGAUUCCUCCGAUGGAUAACCAGAUAAGGGACCACAUUGGAUGUCACAAAGUCUCAAAGAAUUGGGUUGAUACCUAAAUUGACAAAAACCGUACUUGAAACAAUAAUUAGGAGUCAUAACUAAUUGUUGACAAUCAACUGUUUGAAAAUAGUUGAUCAUGAUUAGAAUCAAAUUAGUAAUCAGACCGAUUGCUUGUAGAAACAUUGGAUAGUUUAAAAAUACUACAAUUAAACUUGUCAACAUAAUCAGAA
Messenger RNA from Panonychus citri (citrus red mite), 5409 nucleotides. Its product is annotated as ral guanine nucleotide dissociation stimulator-like. The transcript is spliced from 10 exons. Gene Ontology annotation, biological process: positive regulation of GTPase activity; Ras protein signal transduction. Gene Ontology annotation, molecular function: guanyl-nucleotide exchange factor activity. Bases 1452 to 3278 code for a protein of 608 amino acids. The record is from RefSeq and is a predicted model, not a curated record. Gene Ontology annotation, cellular component: plasma membrane. NCBI's taxonomy places the organism in Eukaryota, Metazoa, Arthropoda, Arachnida, Trombidiformes, Tetranychidae.